AUCGAACUUUAGUUACCAUAUUGAACUCAGUUGAACCACAAGCAUUAAGCUAAUCGGUUCAUUUACACUCACCGAAAAAUUAUCUAUCGACUAUGGAAAAACAAGAGGAGAAACAAUUGCCUCCAGCGUACACGGAGCAACCGUUGCCCAGCAGUAAUUUUACCCCAGCACAGACCUAUCAGCAGUAUCCGGGAGGACCCACCCAACCACCGUUAUAUCCACCCUAUAUACCACAACCACCACAGCCAGCAACCACAACAGGCGCCUGUGUGAUCAUCAACUCAAGUACACAACACCAUCAACCAAUUCCAGUUGGAAGGGAUCCGACUCUUGUGCGUUGUCCUUCCUGUCAAAACGACGUGAUGACCACUGUGCAGACCACGCCCUCAGGACGAACUCAUCUCAUCGCAUUGGGACUGUGUCUAGUUGGCUGCUGGCCUUGUGUUUGUAUUCCUUAUUGCAUGGAUUCCUGCAAAUCGGCCGAUCAUUAUUGUCCCGUCUGUAACGCAUUUGUUGGCAGCCGCAGGGAUUAAUCCAGUCAUCAAUCAACAACUUUAACUGAACUCAAGAUAUCGCGUUAUGUGUACAAUAAAAAGCCUAUUAAGUUACGAGCAUUAUAAACUGGAACGAAAACAGUUUAAACAAUUUAUUUAAUAUACUUAUAGUAUCAAUGUUAUUAAAUUGGAAAUUUACUUAUAAAGUUAAAAAAAAAAAAA
Molecule: messenger RNA, 716 nt
Organism: Drosophila innubila
Lineage: Eukaryota; Metazoa; Arthropoda; Insecta; Diptera; Drosophilidae
Product: lipopolysaccharide-induced tumor necrosis factor-alpha factor homolog
Exons: 2
Coding region: 93-533 (146 amino acids)
Molecular function (GO): zinc ion binding
Source: RefSeq, a predicted model, not a curated record